Messenger RNA from Lolium perenne, 807 nucleotides. Lineage: Eukaryota; Viridiplantae; Streptophyta; Magnoliopsida; Poales; Poaceae. The record is from RefSeq and is a predicted model, not a curated record.
AUGACCAGGGUCAUUAUUGAAAGCGAUGCACAAAACCUUGUCCGUGCGGCCAAAUCAUCAGACUUUGACUUGGCCCCGGAGGCCAACUAUCUUGACUACGAUGUCUACGACCUCGAGCUCACCGCGGUCAAGAACAACACCGAGCUACGCAGUCUCUUCAUAGAGACCACCGGCAAGUCCAUCAUCGUCAUCGAGGAAAUCGACUGCUCCAUCGAUCUCACCGGCAAACGCAAAACUAAGAAGAAAAAGAAAGACAAGAGCAGCAAGAAAAAGAAGAAGAUGGCCCCGCCGGUCGCCAAGGAUGAGGAGAACAAGGUGACGCUGUCAGGGUUGCUCAACUUCAUCGAUAGGCUGUGGUCGGCCUGCGGCGGCGAGCGGAUCAUCGUGUUCACGACCAACCACAAGGACAAGCUAGACCCGGCGCUCAUCCGACGGGGCAGGAUGGACUCGCACAUCCAGAUGUCCUACUGUUGCUUUGAGUCCUUCAAGGUGCUCGCCAAGAACUACAUGCAUAUCGCCAACCACGAGCUUUUCCAUGAAAUCCAACAACUUCUAGGGGAGGUGGACAUGUCGCCUGCCGACGUGGCCGAGAACCUCAUGCCCAAGUCGAAAGCCAAAGAUGUGGACGCCAGCCUGGGUAAGCUAAUCAAGGCACUCAAAGAACUAAAGGAGGAAGCAUUGGCCAAAGCAUCCAUUGGAGCGGAGAAUGAAGAGGAAGCCGAAGAGGAAGCCGAAGAAGAUGACGAAGAAGAUGACAGCAGCAGCUCCAGCGAAGAGGAGAAAACUGGGAAAAAUAAAAAUGAUUAG